AUGAAUGUACUAUGCGGGAUAAUAAUAGCACAUUUGCUUUGCUGCAACGUCGAGUUGCGGGCCAAAGAGCCCAAGCCGGGACAUGCGCUGCCUGGGGGUCAGAACAAGUUGGAGUCCGCCUGGGGUGGAGAAGCCACCAUGGAGGAACAAAUACUCCCACAGGAUGACACUGAACACGGGGACACAUCCCAAGCGUUCGACGACACAACCGAGGAUCAGGUGGAAGAUGAGCACGCGCACCUUAGAUCCACCUUUUCAUUCUUCCAAGGGAACGGUCAUCAAGAUGUACAACAGAAGGCGCAGGAAGGACACGAGGGGAAUAUGCAGCACGUGAACACACCAAGUGACCACCAGGGGGAUCUGAAUCAUGUUGGGCCCCCCACCCAAAUAGCACCUGAAGAAAUCAUCAAACAAGGGGAAAAUCUUUACAUCAAUGGAGGAGUCACCAAUUAUGAAUAUAACAACGACGAUGAAAUUUUUAAAUCAUUUCAUAGCGAAAACGAUAACAAGCACAUUGAAAUAAACAGUCCAUGUUUUAAUUUAAAAAAUGAGAACGCAUGUGCGGAGAAUAAGAACUGUUUCUAUGAUCAUUCUUAUCAGGCGUGCUUCCAAAAUUGUAAACUGUUGGGAGCAAGGGAAUGCUCUAGAUACACUGAGUGUAAGCUGGGCAUGAAUGGAUGCGAAAAUGAAGGAUACGUCAACAUCAACGUAUUCGGCUCGGACAUUGGGUCCGAUGUGCGAGCGUGUGAACUGUUCAACUCGGAAGGGUCAUGCUAUAUGAUGGAGGAGCUGUAUAAAAACUUUGGUAACAAUCAGAAGACGAACUUUAACUGCGUUUGGUUGUCUUACAAGCAUGAGUAUAGGAAGAACAAGGCAGGGGGGGCUGGAACGCGCCAUAAAAAGAAACCACAUCAGCAGACGGGAGUCGAACAUGGAGGAGUCAUUAACGUACACACGACGCAUGGACAAAGCGAACCGGAUGGCCACCCCAAUUAUCAUGUACUUCGAACCGAUGGACAGCGCACAAUUGGUAAGGAUGAAGAGUUUCUAUCCCUACUGGAAUUAAAUUUGAGUGAAAAAAAAAAAAAAAAAACACCAAAUAGCAGUGCCGGCAAAGAGACCAAGAAGGCAAACGCAAAGAAGGGGAAAUCCCAUGGGGAUGACGAAGACGACGACGACGAUGAUGAUAUGGGGGAGGGACUGGAUGCAGAAGAGGACCCAGAUUUUAACGACCUGAAUGAUGAGGAAGACAUGGAAAAAGAAGUGGACGUGGAGGGAGAUGGGGCAGACGAGAAAGAGGACGACGAUUUUGACGAACAGUUUGAAAAAAAAAUUGGGAAAAGCAAAGGCAAGGAACUAAGCAAGGAUACAAAAGGAAGCAGCGGUGAUGGAGAAGGAAGCAACAUGAAACAGAUGGAGGGCAAGAAAGCAUCUGAUGAAGCUCCAACAGGGGAGAGCAUCUCCGAGGCUCAUGAGGUGCUAGUGCCCCCUGAAAAAUUAGUGGAGACUCCAACGGAAAUCGUAACGGAAAGUAUGAUCUACGAUACAGGAAAGGCGGAUACAAAUGGCAAGGAUGAUCAGGAUGGUCAAGAUGGCCACGCUGCCAAAGGAGGAAAUGAACAACUCCCAGGAAAACACCCAAUAGGGAAUGGCAACCUGGGAAGUCCUCCACACGAGAAGGACAUAUUAAAGCAUAACUUCAACAUCAGUGGUCAUGGAGACCAUUACGACGAAUGGAUAACAGUAGAAUCAAGCAUUUGUGCUAAUUUAAACGACAGACCCAACCCGUCCGUGCUAUUGCAAGGGGCGCUAAUUGCUGAAAAGGAGGCAGAAUUGAGAAGUAUUAAAAACAAAUAUAAAAUCACAGAUAAUGAAAUUUGUGUUAAGCCUUCGAAUGCACACAAUAUUUCUUUCAGUCCAAAAAAAAAUUUUUAUGUAAUGGGAGAGAAAAUAGAAUUCACGUGUCAAAAUGGGUAUAAGAUCGUUGGGACAACCAAUGUAGGGGUUUGCGUGGGCAGAAAUAAAAUCGUCCCCAACAUAAGUUGUGAGUCCUUAAACGAUUUCGAUGAUGUUCAGAAGCAGAACAUACAGAAGAUUAAUAGCAUGAUUAACUCUGGGGUGAAUGCAGCCUUGUCAGGUUUCCUAACAAUUGUGCUCUUCGUCGUCGUGGGUGUCCUCUCCGAGUGA
Molecule: messenger RNA, 2187 nt
Organism: Plasmodium fragile
Lineage: Eukaryota; Apicomplexa; Aconoidasida; Haemosporida; Plasmodiidae
Exons: 4
Coding region: 1-2187 (728 amino acids)
Source: RefSeq, a predicted model, not a curated record